CCUUACUCCUUAGUCAAUCUCCUCAGUUUGAUUCUACACAAAAGAUUAAUUGUUCGGAAAAGCGCUUCUCUCCACCUCACCCCUAUAAAAAAGCCCCUCCAUUUGCUUACUCCCCACCCAACACAAACUUAAUUCCUAGUAGUAACAUAGCUUUCCCAAAGAAGAGCACAAAAGAGCGCUUCUUCAGUAGAUGUGCUUCUCCAAUUGAUACCAACUAAGUAUUAAGCACGCUAAUUGCUGUAAUUAAUGGAGAACACCUUUUCCCCUCUAAUCGCGGAGCUAACGCAAAUUAAGGAGCUUAUGAUGCAGCUAGAGGCGCAACUGGAUCAGCCGUUUCCGAUUGAGUUGAGCAAGUCCAUGGUGUCGAAAGCGCUUCUCGCCACCGAGAAGUCGAUCUGCAUGGCGAAUAAGUCGAGCUUCUGCUGCCCCAACUGCGGGCCGGAGGGGGUGUCGCCGCCGCACUCCGCUAGCGGCAGCCCCCGGAGUGAGGGCUCCGACCAUGCGUCUAAGUUUCACGAACGAAGGGAAUUCCUGAAGAAAAGGAAGGCACUGCCAACAUGGAGGAGUCAAGUAAAGGUGGGCGCAGAGAGUGGAUUUGAAGCUCCUUUGGAUGAUGGAUAUAGCUGGAGGAAAUAUGGCCAAAAAGAUAUUCUAGGAGCCAAAUAUCCAAGGGGCUACUACCGAUGCACCCACAAAAACACGCAGGGUUGCGCCGCCUCAAAACAGGUCCAACGAACGGACGAGGACCCAACGGUCUACGACGUCACCUACCACGGGGUCCACACGUGCCAACAGAGGCCCCACCCCCUCCCCGCACGUGCGAAGGACCAUGAGCAAAUUACCCACCGUGGCCCGGCCCACGUCGGCCCACUCCACCCUCUCCGACCGGGCCUCGCCGUUAAGACCGAAGGCGCUUUCGGCCCGUCGUCGGCCCACGAACAGUUGAAUUUUGUCCCCUUCGCAUUUCCCUCCACAACUAUUGAGAGCAGCAACAACAACAACAACAACAACAACAUCUAUUUCUCAUCUCACGCCUGGGAGGAUUGCUUUCCGGCGGCCACCGUCGGCGGUGGAUUCUCUCCGUCCUUCGCCUCCCCGGCCACCUCCGAGUCGAACUACUUCUCCCCGCCUUUAAGAGGGCUCAGGCUUCAUAAGUCGGAGUCUGACCUCACUGAGGUGAUCUCCGCGGCCACAUCCACGACCAAUUCGCCGAUGGCGGACAUGGAUUUUAUGCUCGACGGACUCGAGUUGCACCCGAGUUUCCAUCUUGAUGCUUCUAGCUUCUUCUCAUGAACUUUGCACUUAGGGGCGCAUAAGUAGAUAUGGCCAAGUAAUUUUGGCUUUUUUUUAGGCUUUAUAUAGGUUGAAUAUGUAUGCAUGGUAGGUAUUCUUUGCUAUGAUGGUUCCUUUCUUAAGGAGAGCUUUUUUUUCUUUUAGGGGAUUUCUAUGUCUUCUUUUGGACUAAUUAAGUCACGAGGAGUAAUGAUUGUAGUGACAAAGAUUUAGGUGAUUUAAUCAUGUCUUUUUUCCAAAAAAUGUAAGCUUGUUGUAUAAUCAAGUUGGUGGUUUGCACUUCUUCUAGAGUAAUAACUUUGGUAGCUGA
Molecule: messenger RNA, 1603 nt
Organism: Ananas comosus (pineapple)
Lineage: Eukaryota; Viridiplantae; Streptophyta; Magnoliopsida; Poales; Bromeliaceae
Product: probable WRKY transcription factor 41
Exons: 3
Coding region: 247-1293 (348 amino acids)
Biological process (GO): regulation of DNA-templated transcription
Cellular component (GO): nucleus
Molecular function (GO): DNA-binding transcription factor activity; transcription cis-regulatory region binding
Source: RefSeq, a predicted model, not a curated record